GUUAUACGAACCCUAGCUUAACCAAUCCAAACUCCCUUCGAUCCUAAUUCCGGUUUCCACUUCGAUCUCCAUUUCCUCUACGUCUACCUCUCGCUGUAAAAGGUUGCUCCUUUUCCGAUCCUUCGACAACUCGGUUCCGUUUACUCUUUUGUUAUACUCUCUCUGGUUUGAUCGGGAUUGAGAAAGAAACCAGAGAGAAUCCAUGGCGGAACACUUGGCUUCAAUUUUCGGAACAGAGAAAGACAGGGUAAACUGCCCGUUUUACUUCAAGAUCGGGGCUUGCAGGCAUGGCGACCGGUGUUCAAGGCUCCACACGAAGCCGAGUAUAAGCCCUACUUUGCUGCUUUCCAACAUGUACCAGAGGCCUGAUAUGAUCACUACUGGAGUGGAUCCGCAGGGCCAGCCCUUAGAUCCUCGCAAGAUCCAGGAGCACUUUGAGGAUUUCUAUGAAGAUCUGUUUGAGGAGUUAAGCAAGUACGGGGAGAUUGAAAGCCUGAAUAUUUGCGACAAUUUGGCUGAUCACAUGGUUGGUAAUGUCUACGUUCAGUUUAGAGAGGAAGAACAUGCUGCCAAUGCACUUCGAAACCUUACAGGGAGAUACUAUGCAGGGCGUCCAAUUAUUGUGGAUUUCUCCCCGGUCACGGAUUUCCGUGAAGCCACAUGUAGGCAAUAUGAGGAGAAUACUUGCAAUCGAGGUGGUUAUUGCAACUUUAUGCAUUUGAAAAAGAUUAGCAGGGAGCUGAGGAGGCAGUUGUUUGGGAGAUACAGGCGAAGGCACAGUCCCGGUCACAGCAGAAGCCGAAGUCCCUACAAGCAUCGUAGUUAUGAGGAGCGUUCUCAUGGAGGUCGUGGUUAUGGUAGAUGGUAUGAUGACAGGGAUCACCACUACCAUGAUGAUAGGGGAAGGAGACCUAGGAGCCGAAGCCCUGGGAGGAAGAGGGGAAGAAGCAGAAGCCCUGGGGGGAGGAGAGAUAGGAGCCCCAUCAGGGAAGGUAGUGCUGAGAGAAGGGCUAAAAUUCAGCAAUGGAACCGGGAAAGAGAACAGGCUGAAUCUGCUAACAAGGAUAACAAUUACAGUACUUCUAACAAUGAAAGCAAUGGGUAUGAUCCACAUGGAGAACAGUACUAUGAGCAGCAGCAGCCACCACAGAAGGGAGGAUAUGGCUACUGAGCCAGUCGACUAUUUCUGGUGGUGUACAGGUUCACAGUUCUGUGAUAUGGCAUGUAAAACCCUUUUUCCCCUUUCCCCCUAACCACCACAACAGUGCGUGACUUGUGUGUUUUAAGGCAUGCUUUAUUGUUGUGAAAGACCCUUAAUUCUUUUCUAUUAACCACACACGACCCUACUUUUUUCUUUUAACCACAUUAGAAAACCCUACCAAGAGUCAACAUACAUAGUUAAUUAUUUUCUUUUAACGUAUAUACUAUAAGAAGAUUAAUGAUAAGUGAGAAGUAACGUCAACAUUCAACAGCAUUGUUAUGAAGAGAUUGCACCGUAACUCAAGGCUUCCCUUGGGACAGUGGAGCUCAAGGAAAGGCUUCAAGUGGGGUCACACACCAAAAUAUGAGGCAUAUAAAGUGCAUGCAUAAAUAAUAUAAGGUUCUUGGUACAUAACAGUAUACUUCUUUGCUCAAACUAGCAUUGCAUUUUUUUUAUUAUGUUCAAGAUUUCAGUUUUUUAAAUCGUUUUUCUGUUCAAGAUUUCUUUUUUAAAUCAUUUCUCUGCUCUACAAUAAUAGAAGCUUAUGAGUCGGAAAUCUAGUCCUCAGGUAUCAGUAAUUGCCGAUGCUUAACCUCGCAUGUUGCCCUCUAUAUUCAGGUCUUAAUAAGUAUCAGUUGCUAUAAAAGGUACCAGAUUGCAUCUAUUGCUUUUGCUUGCAUGUGUGUGUAUGCUUGAUCAAAUUGAUCUUCUCUGUGACUACUGCACAUCCAGGAUAGCAAACAACCAAGUUCCCAUGGUUCUAUGUGGGGUUGAUCUUCAUAUGUUUUUUCUUUCCCAGAAAAGUUGUGGUCUUACAUACUUUGAGUUUUGCAGGUUCAGGUAUCCCUGCUUCUCAGGAUCGAGCCUUGUUUAUACAGCAGCUUACCAUGAAAUUUGUUUACAGGUUGUUUGCGUAGCAGCGGGGUGAGUUUACAGGAUAUACAGACUGCGUGCAUUGAACAUGGUGGAAAGAUUGUCAGAAGAGCAUGGUCAAUCUCCGAGAACAUAUACCAAGAGAAGUUCUCAUUUGGAAGGUGAGGUCUGUGUAUUGUACAUCCUGUUCUAAUAGAUUGCAGGCUUUCAGGUUCCGGAAGCAAGUGUCACGAAUUCUCCGAUUCAUUUCUUCAGACGGUUCCAGCUACAAGUACUUUUGGAAUGGAGUUUUGUUAUUUAGGGAAUGUUGUUAAAUCGUUUAAUGCUUUAAUGUUCAAAAAAAAAAAAAACAUUGCUAUAGAACCCUGUUGACAUCAAAAGAUGGCUGGCAUACUCGUUGUUUAUUCUAUAUUCUUACUGCUGCA
Molecule: messenger RNA, 2499 nt
Organism: Nelumbo nucifera (sacred lotus)
Lineage: Eukaryota; Viridiplantae; Streptophyta; Magnoliopsida; Proteales; Nelumbonaceae
Product: splicing factor U2af small subunit B-like
Biological process (GO): mRNA splicing, via spliceosome
Cellular component (GO): U2AF complex
Molecular function (GO): metal ion binding; RNA binding
Source: RefSeq, a predicted model, not a curated record